This is a messenger RNA of Manihot esculenta (cassava), 8240 nucleotides long. RefSeq lists its product as uncharacterized. The record is from RefSeq and is a predicted model, not a curated record. The coding region runs from base 234 to 8078 and encodes 2614 amino acids. The transcript has 9 exons. NCBI's taxonomy places the organism in Eukaryota, Viridiplantae, Streptophyta, Magnoliopsida, Malpighiales, Euphorbiaceae. Gene Ontology annotation, molecular function: ATP hydrolysis activity; ADP binding.
AUUCAGUAUUCACCAACUUUUACGUAUCCAUAACCAGCACUCCUCCAUCUCUCUGUUAGUUCUCUGCUUCCUCUCUUCAUUUGGCUCUCUAAUUCUUUAGCCACUGUUUUGCUUUUCUGUUGAUUUCAGCAGUCCUUUAUUGUCUUUAUUUUCUUUUAUCUUGUUCGACUCUGAUUUCUUGGUCUAUUUUAUUUUUGAUCUGAGAUUUCAAAAAAAAAUAAAAAAAAAUCAAAAUGGUUCUUGAUAUCCUUAUCUCCAUCUUCUCUGAGUUCAUCAAAGAACCCAUCAUGGAAUUUGUUGUUGUCCCAAUCAAACGACAUAUCAGCUACCCUUUCACCUACAAGAGCAACGUUAAGAAACUCCAUGAUGAGUCUGGGAAAUUGAAGAACAGAACAGUCGAGUUGCAGCAAGCUGUUGAGGAGGCUACAAGGAAAGGGGAAGAGAUCUAUGAAAGAGUCAACAAGUGGCUGAACGAUGCAGGCAAAGCUAUUGAAGAAGCUGAGGAAUGUAUCAAAGGCGAAGAACAAGCGAAAAAGAGGUGUUUCGUUGGAUUAUGUCCUGAUUUGAAGACACGCUACCAGCUUAGCAAGAAAACAGAGAAGAAAACUCUGGCAAUUCAUGAGCUGGCGAAUAAAGGCGACCAUAAUCCAAUUUCCUUCCGUCCCCCUCUACAGCAGAUAGUUGCCCCGUCAGUAUAUGCUCGUGAGGGCUUGAAUUCAAGAAUGUUGUUCUUGGAGAAAGUUAUGGAUGCACUAUUAGAUCCAGAUCUUAAUAUGAUCGGGGUGUAUGGACUUGGAGGUGUGGGUAAGACCACCCUAGCAAAACAGGUCCACAGAAAAGCUCUGGAAGGGAAGCGAUUCGGCGUCGUCGCUAUGGUUGCUGUAGGUCAAACACCAGAACUCCGAAGAAUUCAAUCGGAGAUCGCUGAUAUCCUGGGCUUGGAAUUUAAGGUGGAGGAAAUACCUGGAAGAGCUAAUCGGCUAUAUGAGAGGUUGAAGAAAGAGUUGGAGAAAGAGAAGACAGAGUUGGAGAAAGAGAAGAAGGUACUUAUAAUUCUUGAUGAUAUUUGGAAACAACUUGAUUUAAAUGCAGUGGGAAUUCCCUUUGGAGAUGAUUUCAAAGGAUGCAAAAUAUUUCUCACCUCAAGGAGCCAAGAUGUGUUAUCUCGCGAGAUGGGCACACAGAAAGAAUUUAGGCUCGACGUUCUACAGGACGAAGAGGCCCGGAGUUUGUUUGAAAUAACUGUAGCAAUUGCAAAAGAUUCAGAAUUUCAACCUAUCGCCGCAGAAAUUGCUAAAAAAUGUGCAGGAUUGCCUUUUCUACUGUGCACAGUGGCGACAGACUUGAAAAAUAGAGGGUUAUACGCGUGGAAAUAUAAGCUGAAACAGCUAUCCGAGUUUAACAACGAAGAAAUAUAUUUAAAAGUGCGCGCGAUUCUGGAGUCGACCUACAAUAAUUUGUGUAGCAACGAAAUCAAGUCGUUUUUCUUGCUUUGUGGUCUGUUAGGGCAAUCUAAUAUUGAAAUCCAGUCCUUGCUGAAAUACAUUAUGGGUCUUAGUUUAUUCAAGAGCAUUACUGUGGAAGACGCAAGAGACAAACUACGCGUAUGGAUUGAUACCCUUAAAGCGCAGAGUUUAUUGCAAGAUGGCGACAUGUGUGGAUUCAUAAAAAUCCAUGAUGUUGUUCGAGAGACUGCUCUCUCGAUUGCAUCUAGAGAGCAACAUGCGUUUAUAGUUACAAGUGGCAAGGAGUUUGUGAAAUUCCCAAAUAAGGAUUGCACCAGAAUUUCUCUGCAGUAUUGUGAUAUUGAAAAUCUCCCCGAAGGAUGGGAGUGCCCAAAAGCAGAGGCACUAUUCCUUUUCACAGACGUUUUUUGUUUGGGAAUUCCAGAUCAGUUUUUCAAGGGCAUUAGAAACCUGGAAGUAGUGGAUUUUACUGGGAUCCAUUUUGUGUCCCUCCCUUCAUCGCUUGCUUUCCUAUCCAACCUUCAUACCCUUUGCUUGCAUCGAUGCCAACUGGACGACUUAGCUAUCAUUGGAGACUUGAAGCAACUACGAGUUCUUAGUUUUGCAAACUCCUACAUUGUUGAGUUGCCCAGACAAAUAGAGCAACUGGCUCGACUAAAAGUCUUAGAUGUGAGCAAUUGUUCCAAACUCAAAAUGAUUCCAGCAAAUGCCUUAUCAAAGCUGUCGGAGCUUGAAGAACUGUACAUGAGUAACAGCUUUGUUGAGUGGGAGGCCGAUGGGAACAAUGCAAGCCUUGCUGAGUUGGAAAAGUUGUCUCAGUUGACUACCUCGGAAAUGCAAAUACUGGAUGACAAGAUAUUACCCAAACACUUGUUCUCCAAUGGCCGCUUGCAGAGCUUCAGAAUACUGAUAGGGGAUAACUGGGACUGGGAUGACAGCUACAAAACCUCCAGACUGCUGAAACUUAAGCUCAAGACAAGCAUUCAUUCAGGAUACGAGGUUAAAGUGCUGUUGAGAGAGACUGAAGAUUUAUUCUUAGAUGAAGUGGGGGAGGCUGAGAACUUGUUGUAUGAUAUUAACGGGGAUGGCUUUCCAAAAUUGAAGCAUCUCCGAGUCCAAAAUAAUCAUGCCAUUCAACAUAUCAUCAAGUGGGCUGCAUGUGAUGCCUUUCCAAUUUUAGAGUCCUUGAUUUUGGAAAAUUUGAUGAAGUUGGAGAAGAUCUAUCAUGGUGGACUCACAGAAGGAUCUUUUAAUAAAUUAAAAAUUUUACGAGUAAAAAAUUGUCAGAAAUUGACGCAUCUUUUCUCAUUAUCUGCUGUCAAGUGUCUUUUGCAACUACAGGAAAUGGAAGUGGAAGAUUGCCCUGAGAUGAAAGCUAUUGUUAUUGAUGAAAGCCAGAACAGUAAUGAAGUGUUUGAGUUCAAUGACUUGCGCUCCUUGAAUUUACAAAAUCUUCCGAAUCUCAGAACUUUUCACAACCCAUCGAAAAUUGAAGAAUUUAUGUCAGGACGGGAGAAUGAUACUCACUUGUCAUUUUUCAGCAGAACGGUUUCUUUCCCCAACUUGGAGCAUCUUGAAUUAGUUUCAGUUAAUUGUGAAAAGAUAUGGCACGAUCAACUUUCUACAACUUCUUCAAAAUUAGAGACUUUGACGGUGAAAGAUUGCAACGAGUUGAAGCAUUUAUUUACAACUUCAAUUGUUAAAAGACUCUUGCAGCUUGAAACACUUCAUAUUUCCUCUUGUACUUCCAUGGAAGAGAUAAUACUAACAGAGAAAUUUAUAGAAGAUGAAGAUGAGAUGAUGAAUCAGAUACUUUUUCCUAAAUUGGAUGAGCUGACACUUUGUUAUCUUCCAAAGUUGAUUAGAUUCUGCACUGGAUAUCAAAUUGAAUUUCAAUCUCUUAGAGACUUGGACAUAGACAGUACAGGCAUGAUGGAAAAACAAGAUCACAUAGAGAUGAAUCAAAAUCAAAAUCAAAAUCAGAAUGCUGAAAUUCAAUCUCUCUUCAAUGGAAUGGUUGGUUUUCCUAACUUGGAGAGAUUAAGUCUCUCCAAUAUAAACGAGUUGAAAAGAAUAUGGCAUAGCCCACUUGCGGCAAAUUCCUUCUUUAAACUGAAAUCAUUGGAUGUUUCUUAUUGCCAAAAAUUGAUGGCUGUUUUUCCAUCAAAUGACUUAGAAAGAUUCCGAAGAAUGGAGGAGUUGUGUGUGAGCAAUUGUGCUUCAUUGCAAGAGAUAUAUCAACUUGAAGGGUUCAAUGUUGAUGAAGCAUUUGAGUUGAGAAGAUUAAAUAUCAGUGGACUGGGAUCGUUGAAGCAUGUAUGGAGGAAGGAUCCACAAGGAGUUUUCAGUUUUCAAAAUUUGAAAUCAGUUAAAGUUUCAAAUUGCGAUAUUCUAAACUAUCUGUUUCCAACCUCCAUUGCCGAGGGUCUUUUGCAGCUUGAAGAGCUUACGAUAACUUGUUGUGGGGUUGUGGAGAUUAUUGCAAAGGUUGAAGAUGUGGAACAAGACCCUUAUUGUUGUUUUAAAUUUCCUCAACUAACAUCCCUUCAACUUAUAGAUCUAUCAAAAUUAAGGAGUUGGUAUCCAGAGACACACAAUUUUGAAUGUCAGAAAUUGACAAGUUUGGAUGUUCGUAAUUGUCACAAAAUAAUAAAAUUCAGUUUCCAAGAAACACAUGAAGAGGGCAAACAAUCACUACUUUUUUUGAAAAAGAUGAGUCCCAACUUGGAGGAAUUGACUUUAGAGCACAAGGACUUGAUUGUGAUACAGCAAGGACAAUUCUUUUCUAAACUCAAAAUGCUUACUUUGACCAACUUACAGAACAAAUCACGCCCUUUCAUAAUUGGUUUCCUUCAAAGAUUAUCUUCUGUGGAAACAAUUUUUGUACAAGGUCAUAAUACUUCAGAAGAGUUGUUCUCAUAUGAAGGACUUGCCGGAGAAGAAGAAGAAGAACAUGCCAGGACACUUGCACGAGUGAAAAAUUUGAAGCUAGAGAGCGUUGAUAAUUUAAAGCAUAUAUGGGACCCAUACUCCAGACUGAAACCACUUCUUCAGUAUCUCGAGACUUUGAGUGUAUUUGGUUGUGAGAGUUUGAUCAACGUAGCACCAUCCUCAUCAUCUUUCCAAAAUCUAGCAACUCUUGAAGUGAUUUUCUGUGAAGGAUUGGCAAACUUGAUAACAGCGUCCACAGCCAAGUCCAUGGUGCAUCUCACCAAAAUGACAGUACAAUAUUGCGAUAUGAUGACAGAAAUAGUGACCAGCGAUGGAGAUGAUCAUACAGAGGAUGAGAUUAUUAAUUUCGACAAACUGAAAUGUUUGGAACUUUAUGGUCUGCCUGGUCUCAUCAGCUUUUGCUCCGGCAAUAAUGCCUUCAAUUUUCCAGCUUUAGAAAAUGUUACCGUCAAUGGAUGCUCCCGGAUGAAGAUUUUCGCUUUUGGAGAUCUAAAAACACCAAAACUACGAGGAAUAGUCCUGGAAUAUCAACAGCGUUGGGGGGGAAACCUUAAUGCAACACUAGCAGAAAUGAGAGUUGACCGAUAUUUUAAUAAAGCAUCUGAAUUUCCUGAGCUCUGGCAUGAUGGGAUGCAAGGGAGACUCUUACGCAAUGUAGAAAGGCUUGAGGUGGAUAAAUGUGCAAUGUAUAACAAAGCUAUACCAUCCAAUGUACUGGUGUUUUUAAACAAGUUGGAAGAGCUUGAGGUGAAAGACUGUGAUUCAGCAGAUGUAGUAUUUGAUUUGGAAGGGCUUUCUGCUGAUGAUGGGCUGCUUCCCCAACUAUGCGAAUUGCAAUUAACAAGUCUUCCAAUGUUGAGACAUUUAUGGAACAAGGAUCCCAGAGGAAUUUUAGAAUUCAAGAACCUAAAGUGGCUUCAUGUUGGAAACUGUAGCAGCUUGAAGUAUAUUUUUACCUGGUCGAUGGCAUUGUGCCUCAUGCAACUGGAAAAGAUAGAGCUGAGCAAUUGUAAGAUGAUUGAAGGAAUCAUAGAAAAGGAGGAAGCCGCUGAUAAGAUGAUAUUAUUGCCUUUAUUGAAAUCUGUAGUCCUUAAAUGUUUACCUAGAUUUUCCAGAUUGUGUUCAGGAUGGAGUGAUGUGGAAUGUCCAUUGUUGGAGGAGAUGAGCAUAUAUGAAUGUCCAAGCUUAAAGAAUAUCUUUGCCACAAAGACACCGGUGAACACAAUUGAUGAGUUUCAUACACCUUUUUUUCAUAAGAUGUUUCCAAAUUUGAAAAAGUUAUCGUUAGACAAGAAGUCUACCAUAACCAUACUCGGAUUUAAAUUUCCAACAGGUUUCUUUUCCAAAGUAGAAGUCCUUAAAUUGAGUUUCUUUCUAAACAAAUAUCAUGUUCCUCUGUUUAGUUUACUUCAAAUAUUCCCCAACCUUGAAAGACUUGAAGUUCUUGAUUCUUCUCUCGACAAACUACUUCCAUUUGAAGGACUGGGUGGUGACCAAGAAGAUAUCACUACAAUUCCACAGAUAAAUUCUUGUGGAAAUUUGAUUGUUUUAGCACCAUCCUCUGUGUCUUUGGGAAAUCUGAAAACUCUCAAAGUAUAUGGAUGCAACACAUUGGCAAAUAUUUUUACAUCAGCCGCAGCCAAAAGUAUGGUACAACUUGAGACAUUGAUUGUAAGAUCUUGCAAUGUGUUGACCGAAAUAAUAGGAGGUGUUGAAGAGGAUGGAUCAACUGAAGAGAUUGUUUUCAGUAAAAUGAAAACAUUAAAACUUAAAGAUUUACAGAACCUCACAUGCUUCUGCUUGGGCAGUUACACUUUCAAUUUCCCAUCUUUAGAACAAGUGAAUGUUUUUAGAUGCCCCAAGUUGAGGAUUUUCACUGUCCGCAAGCUGAGCACACCAAAGAUACAUGGUGUAUUCACAGGCAACAGAUUCAAUCGAACAUUUCAUUGGGAAGGCGAUCUCAAUGCGACCAUUGAACAGAUUUACAUGAAAUAUGUUGGAUUUAAAUACAUAGAUGAUGUUCAACUCUCCAACUUUCCCAUGCUGAAAGAAAAAUGGCAUGGCCAAUUUCCAUUCGAGAACUUGGAGGACUUGAGAAAAUUGGUGGUGGACGAGUGUGCAUUUUUCUCAAAUGCCAUAUCAUCAAAUCUACUAAAGCACUUGUCCUGUUUAAAUGAGUUGGCUGUAGAAAGAUGUGAUUUAGUAGAAGAGCUGUUUGAAUUAGAAGAGCUAAAUGCUGAUGAAGGUGAUGUUGGGUUAUUGGAGUCUCUAGAAGAAUUGAGGUUAAUUGAUUUGCCUAGAUUGGUGCAUGUGUGGAAUAAGGAUCCUCAAGGAAUUUUGAGCUUUAGAAACCUAACAUUGUUGAAAGUUGAGAAUUGUAGCAGCUUGACUAAUAUUUUUACUCUGUCCAUGGCUUCGGGUCUUCUAAAGCUCAAACAUUUGGAAUUGAAAAGAUGUAAUUUGGUGAAACAUAUCAUCACAAAAGAAGCAGAAGAGGAAAUAGCAAAGGAUAAUACCAUAUUUCCAUCAAUGGAGUCCAUGAGUCUAGAGUGUUUGCCUAAUUUGUCAAGUUUUUAUUCUGCAAGCGAUGUUCUGAAAUGCCCAUCCUUGAAAAGAAUUGAGAUGGUUGGCUGUCCAAACAUGGAGCUAUUGGCUUCUAUAUUUUGCAAAGAACAUGAUCUAAGCAUGAUUGCUGAGGGAAAUGGAGAAAGAAUUGCAGCCUCUUCUGGCGGGAAGGUUGUCAUCCCAAGUUUAGAAGAAUUAAGAGUGGAAUGUAACACCAUAAAGAAUCUGUGUUCUCAAACAUCUCAAGCUGAUUUCUUGUGUGGACUGAAAGGCAUUGAGUUGACAUGUAUUUCUAGUGACCGUACACUUUUGCCAUCUCAGUUCUUUGAAAGUUUACCCAUUCUGGAAAAGCUUGUUCUGAGUGAUGCUUCUUUCGAAGAUAUCAUUUCCUGUGAAGAGAUUAUUGGCGAGGAAAUACAUCCUCAAUCACUUGUGAAAGUGAAAGAACUAAGUUUGUCUAAACUGCCAAGGCUCAAGCAUCUCAGGGACGCCAAACUACUCUCAGUUUUCCAAUCUCUGGAGACUUUAAAUGUAAUGGAAUGUGGUAGAUUGCAAGUGUUAGUGGCAUCCUCUGUUUCUUUUCAAAAUUUAACAGCGCUGCAGGUAUCAAAUUGCCAAGGUCUAGUAAAUUUGUUGUCUUCUUCAACAGCGAGAAGUCUUGAACAACUUGAAAAAAUGAAGAUAGAGGAAUGUGAACUGAUACAAGAAGUUAUAGUGGCCGAAGUAGAUAAAGAAGAAGAAGAGAAUGAGAUUUGCUUCAACCAACUGAAAUGUUUGGAACUUCGACGUCUACCAAGUCUCUCUAGCUUCUGCUCUGGGAAUUUGACCUUUAAUUUCCCAUCUUUGGAAGAAGUAAUCCUUGUAGAAUGCCCCAAUAUGAAGAUUUUUGCUCAAGAAGUAAGCACGCCGCAGCUGUGGAGAGUUCAAACAGGAGAACAACGUAAAUAUGAUAAAAAAUGGGAUUGGGAUUGGGAGUACACCAUUCAAGUUAUAUGUGAUUGGGAGUGGGAAGGCAGCCUUAACAACACCAUUGAAGCACUAUUUAAGGAAAAGAAAGCUGAAGAGACGAGGAUAGGCCAGUGUUCAUAUGGGUGAGCUUGAAUAAGGCCAAUGUUCAUAUUCUAUUUCACCAACUUGCUUGACUGCUAUACUUCUUCUCAUUCAAGGUAGUCUUUUUGUGAUGCUUUCUCAUUUUCCUUUUUCAAUCACCAAUCCAUUAUCUCUAUCAAUGAAGUGUGCAUCUCAAAUUCUCAUCAA